AUGAGAAAGUCAUCACUCGCACAGGAUACAUCAAGUCGUAGAUUGCCCGGUCAAGAGGCUCGUAGAUUAUCUGGGCAAGAAGCUCGUAGAUUAUCUGGGCAAGAAGCCCGUAGACUAUCUGGGCAAGAAGCCCGUAGACUAUCCGGGCAAGAGUCUCGUCGAUUAUCCGGUGAUGAACCUUUGUCAACGAUAGACUUCAGAAGAACUCGAUUACCUUCAAUGAGACCUGAUAUAGACGACUAUGAUCCUCGAGACCAUAGGAAACCUGUCCAUAAAAUAAAGGUUUGGAUGGCUUACUCCAAUUUAUUUCGAGCAACGACUGGUGUAGGCAUGCUGGCGAUGCCGUUUAUUAUAAGUACCACUGGGAUAUUAUUAGGACCCAUCUUGUGUUUACUGACUGGAAUACUGAUGAUUCACGCACAUUCUUUGCUACUAGACACUCUAUAUGAGGUGGCCCGGCAGCUGAAGAUGCCGUAUAUAUCGUAUCGGUAUGCGUUCCGUCUAGCCCUGCUGCAUGGGCCGCCUAUAUUUCAUGGCAUAGCAAACUACGGCCCGAUCAUCAUAGCAACGUGUUUGUUUGUUAGCCAGCUCGGGAUAUGCAGUGUGAUCGUUAUUUUUACAACCGACUGUCUGCGAGAUCUCAUGGAUUGGCAAGCCAGUCAGACGGCGCUCAUUUCUCUAAUCUUUCCAUAUUUUGUAAUGGAAUUCUUUAUGAGAAAUUUCACUAUCGUCAGUUACGUGGCCGUGAUAGGUACCAUACUUAAUCUCUUGGGGAUUGCGUUGGUUUUCGAGCACCUUAUUGAAGAGGCACAAGGAGAAACGAUACGAUUCUCUGCGAUGUUAAAUUAUGUACUAUUUAGUUUUGGUGUUAUGCAGUUUAAUUUGUGUGCUAUUGGCGUGGUCAUGGCGGUUGAUAAGCAUCUAGAGAACCCAAGAGUCAUGCGAGCUAGAUUCGGCGUCAUCAACGUCGGUAUUAUGAUCCCAACUAUUAUCACAUUGAUAUUUGGAACGGUGGGCUACUGGGGUUUUGGAACUAUGGAAGAAAAUAUACUAAGAUGUUUGCCGUUUCAAGAACGAACAUCUUUGGCCACGGUCUGCAUUUACAUGCUGGCAAUGAUAUUGACAUACCCUCUGCAGUCUGCCCCUGCUAUCCACGCGAUCCUUGAAGUUGUCAAGUACUACGAAAAACCAGGGUGGCCACAGCCAUCCGAAGACACACUGUUUGCUAUAGAAAAUAUCAGCAAGCCUAUAUUCGUCGUCUUAUCAUUUCUAAUUUGCUACAUUGUGCCGUUCCAAGCACCAUUCCUCGCUUUCGUUGGUAAUCUGUGUGCGUCGAUGUUGGCCCUGGUAUUCCCGGCCGUGAUGGACCUCUGCCUUAGGUACCCACACUAUUACGGGAAACAUAAUCUCCACCUCUUCAAAGACAUGGCCAUGAUUUUCGUGGGCAUAGCAUCAAUAUUGUUUGGAUGUAUUUUUACCACUGAGCUCAUCAACAUACGACUUAAGACAAAAUAUUCACCAAACAGCUACGGAUUCUUUUGA
Molecule: messenger RNA, 1542 nt
Organism: Helicoverpa zea (corn earworm)
Lineage: Eukaryota; Metazoa; Arthropoda; Insecta; Lepidoptera; Noctuidae
Product: proton-coupled amino acid transporter-like protein CG1139
Exons: 10
Coding region: 1-1542 (513 amino acids)
Biological process (GO): amino acid transmembrane transport
Cellular component (GO): vacuolar membrane
Molecular function (GO): amino acid transmembrane transporter activity
Source: RefSeq, a predicted model, not a curated record